Molecule: messenger RNA, 1341 nt
Organism: Mirounga angustirostris (Northern elephant seal)
Lineage: Eukaryota; Metazoa; Chordata; Mammalia; Carnivora; Phocidae
Product: NSFL1 cofactor p47-like
Exons: 1
Biological process (GO): membrane fusion; nuclear membrane reassembly; proteasome-mediated ubiquitin-dependent protein catabolic process
Cellular component (GO): nucleus; cytosol
Molecular function (GO): ubiquitin binding
Source: RefSeq, a predicted model, not a curated record
AUGGCAGCGGAGUGACAGGACGCGGUGAGGGAGUUCGUGGCGGUGACUGGGGCCGAGGAGGACCAGGCCCGCUUCUUCCUCGAGUCGGCCGGCUGGGACCUGCAGAUCGCCCUAGCGAACUUUUAUGAGGAUGGAGGGGACGAAGACAUUGUGACCAUUUCGCAGGCAACCCCCAAUUCAGUGUCCAGAGGCACAGCCCCCAGCGAUAAUAGGGUGACAUCCUUCAGAGACCUCAUUCAUGACCAAGAUGAGGAGGAAGAGGAGGAAGAGGGCCAGAGGUUUUAUGCCAGGGGCUCAUAGAGAAGUGGACAGCAUAUUGUUGGCCCUCCCAGGAAGAAAAGUCCCAACGAGAUGGUGGAUGAUCUCUUUAAAGGUGCCAAGGAACAUGGAGCUGUAGCUGUGGAGCGAGUGACCAAGAGCCCUGGAGAAGCCAGUAAACCAAGACCGUUUGCAGGGGGUGGCUAUCGUCUUGGGGCAGCACCGGAAGAAGAGUCUGCCUACGUGGCAGGAGAAAGGAGGCAGCAUUCUGGCCAGGAUGUUCAUGUAGUGUUGAAGCUCUGGAAGAGUGGGUUCAGCCUGGACAAUGGUGAACUCAGAAGCUACCAAGACGCAUCCAAUGCCCAGUUUCUGGAGUCGAUUCGCAGAGGGGAGGUGCCAGCCGAGCUAUGGAGGUUAGCUCACGGUGGGCAGGUGAAUUUGGACAUGGAAGACCAUCGGGAUGAGGAUUUUGUGAAACCCAAGGGAGCCUUCAAAGCCUUCACUGGAGAGGGUCAGAAACUGGGCAGCAUGGCCCCCCAGGUGUUGAAUACCAGCUCUCCAGCACAGCAGGCGGAAAACGAAGCCAAAGCCAGCUCUUCCGUCUCAAUCGACGAGUCCCAGCCCACCACAAACAUCCAGAUUUGGCUCGCCGACGGCGGGAGGCUGGUGCAGAAGUUCAACCACAGCCACAGGAUCAGCGACAUCCGACUCUUCAUCGUGGACGCCCGGCCGGCCAUGGCUGCCACCAGCUUUGUCCUCAUGACUACCUUCCCGAACAAAGAGCUGGCUGAUGAGAGUUAGACCCUGAAGGAAGCCAACCUGCUCAACGCCGUCAUCGUGCAGUGAUUAACAUAACCGCCCACCUGGCCGGCAGCCUCAUCUCCCUCCUGCAUCUCCCAUGGCCAGCUGCCCCGUGGGCACCACCCCUCCCGCCCCCUCCCUCACACCCAGCAGUCCAGUGCCACGUCUCCUCCAUAGCUCUGGGUUCUUAGAUCUUGGUUGGACAUUUGUUUUCUCCUUAGUUGCAUUUCCUGGGUUUUUGUGACGAUCAAUGGACUUUAAAGAAAAAAAUAAAAAUAACCA